AUGUUACAGCGCCAUUUAUCUGAAAGUGAAGGCAGAGCUUGGCCCGGCAGUUUGCCGCAACAUGUUUUUUCUGCAUGCAAUUCUGGGUUGUGAUACGACGUCUCGCCCUUACGGUACUGGAAAAGCCGCGGAGGUCAACAGAGACAGCCCCAGAACCUCCCCCCGACGUUCUCAGCAGCCAGAUACCACAGCCUUAGGGUCUUUCUACAGGUCAAACAGUGGCAUUGUCUUAGUGACAGGAUGCAGUUUGAAGACUGGGGCUGGAAGCUUAGCGGUAACCAGGUGAUUCCCGUGACCACUGACCACUUCUCCAGAGUCCUUGCUCAAGAUGAUCCGCUGCAACUGUGCAACUGGCUGUGCCUCUGUAAGGUGUAG
Molecule: messenger RNA, 375 nt
Organism: Porites evermanni
Lineage: Eukaryota; Metazoa; Cnidaria; Anthozoa; Scleractinia; Poritidae
Source: the annotation of a GenBank genome assembly